This is a messenger RNA of Aureobasidium namibiae CBS 147.97, 1641 nucleotides long. RefSeq names its product bicyclomycin resistance protein. The coding region runs from base 1 to 1641 and encodes 546 amino acids. Gene Ontology annotation, molecular function: transmembrane transporter activity. NCBI's taxonomy places the organism in Eukaryota, Fungi, Ascomycota, Dothideomycetes, Dothideales, Saccotheciaceae. The record is from RefSeq and is a predicted model, not a curated record. The transcript has a single exon. Gene Ontology annotation, biological process: transmembrane transport.
AUGGAUCCAGAUAUCGAAAAGCAAGAACACAAAUGGCCUCUCGGACAGUACACCACCGAAGAGGUCGAAGCACCACAUCUCAGCAAAGAAUCUUUCGAACACGACAUCUGUUCGUCCGGCUCAGACGACAAUGGCAUCACACUCAAACGCACCGCAUCGCGGAAACCACCGCAUCCAGAAUGUUCCCUCUGCAAACAAGGCCUCACAGACGAGGAAGGAGAACCAUGCCACAAGCACGACGGCUUCGAAACAGAUCCCACUCUCGUGCUCUGGGACGGCGAUGAUGAUCCAACGAAACCCAUGAAUUGGCCCAUGUGGCGUAAAGUCUGUUUUUCCGCGGUCGCCAGUUGCUUCAUCGUUGCCGUCUCAAUCUCUUCGAGUAUUUUUGGUCCCGCUACCAGGGUUACUGCCCAGAUAUAUGGUGUUUCGCAUGAAGUGAUGAACUUGGCUAUCACUUUGCACAUCCUUGGAUUUGCCUGUGGACCUUUGAUCUUUGGACCUUUGAGUGAGGUGCUUGGGCGCACUAUACCACUUUGGAUAGGUCUCUUUGGCACGGGACUCUUCCAGAUAUCAGAAGCCGUUGCUCAGAACGUUCAAACCAUCCUUGUGUGUCGCUUCCUCGAAGGCCUCUUCGGAAGCGCCAUCAUGGCCGUCGUGAGCGGUAUGUUUGUCGAUAUAUGGCCUCCAAUCCACCGAGGUGUGGGUCUGGCAGCAUCAUCCAUGUGCAUUAACCUGGGCUCCACGUUUGCCCCAAUCAUUGGCGUAUACGCAACUAAUCACCUCAACUGGAGGUGGACAGCGUGGCUUACCCUCAUCUUCGUUGGCAUAGUGGGUUCCCUCGGCCUGCUCAUCAUACGCGAAACCUUUGAACCAGUGCUGCUCACCCGCAAGGCCAAACGCCUUCGCUCCAAAACCGGAAACCAGAAGCUGCAUGCCAAAUUCGAAGAAACGCCCAUUGGGUUUAGGACCCUCGUGCAAAAAUACGCCACCAAGCCAGUGAGAAUGUUUGUACAGGAACCCAUCCUUGUUCUCGUCACCAUAUACCUCACCAUCGUAUACGGAACGCUGUAUCUGUCCUACCAGGCUAUACCUUUCUCCUUCCGCAACAGGGGAUGGAGUCCUGAAGCAGCCUAUCUUCCCUUUAUUUCCGUAACCCUCGGCAUAGUCAGCGCAUGUCUCAUCUUCUCCAUCUUCACACUGACAAGCUACAAGAAGCUAUGGCUUCGCACAAACUCUGCACCCCCAGAAGCGCGUCUCCCACCCAUGAUCCUCGGCGCCUUUAUCCUCCCCGUCGCCCUCUUCUGGCUAGGCUGGUCCCAAUCCACCUCGUGGGUCUCGGCCGUCAUCGCAGCCUACUUUGUCGGCCUCGGUCUCUUGCUCAUCUUCAUUGCGGGCAUUGUGUAUUUGGUCGAUACGUAUUUGAGCAACAGCAAUUCGGCAAUGUCGAUACAUCUGGUGGUGAGGAGUACUGUGGCAUCGUCGUUUCCGCUAUUCGCAGGGCCCAUGUUUGAGGGGUUGGGGAGCCCGUGGGCGUGCUCCGUGUUGGGAUUUGUUUGUUUGAUGAUGGUGCCGGUGCCGAUUGUGUUUUAUCUGAAGGGCAAGACUAUCAGAGGGUGGAGUCGUUAUGCGCCUGGCAGUUGA